GCGAGCGCGAGCUGAGUGCUAGCAGAGCGCAGCCGCGAGGGAGGCGCGGGGGAGGCGAGCCGGAGCCGGAGCGCUAGCAGCCGCCCGUGUUGGCGGAGAGCACCCGGGCGCAGCCGGAGUCGGAGCCGCAGCCGCGAUGGCCGUGGCAGUGGGAAGACCGUCUAAUGAAGAGCUUCGAAACUUGUCCCUUUCUGGCCAUGUUGGAUUUGACAGUCUCCCUGACCAGCUGGUCAACAAGUCUACUUCUCAAGGAUUCUGUUUCAACAUCCUGUGUGUUGGUGAGACCGGCAUUGGCAAAUCCACGUUAAUGGACACUUUAUUCAACACCAAAUUUGAAAGUGACCCAGCUACUCACAAUGAACCAGGUGUCCGGUUAAAAGCCAGAAGUUAUGAGCUUCAGGAAAGCAAUGUACGGCUGAAGCUAACCAUCGUUGACACUGUGGGAUUUGGAGACCAGAUAAAUAAAGAUGACAGCUAUAAGCCAAUAGUGGAGUAUAUUGAUGCUCAAUUUGAGGCCUACUUGCAAGAGGAAUUGAAGAUCAAACGUUCUCUCUUCAACUACCACGACACCAGGAUCCACGCCUGCCUCUACUUCAUCGCCCCUACUGGUCACUCCCUGAAGUCUCUGGACCUAGUCACCAUGAAAAAGCUGGACAGCAAGGUGAACAUCAUUCCAAUAAUUGCAAAAGCUGACACGAUUGCCAAAAAUGAAUUGCACAAAUUCAAGAGUAAAAUCAUGAGUGAACUAGUCAGCAAUGGAGUCCAGAUAUAUCAGUUCCCCACAGAUGAAGAAACAGUGGCAGAGAUUAAUGCAACAAUGAGUGUCCAUCUCCCAUUUGCCGUGGUUGGCAGCACUGAAGAAGUGAAGAUCGGCAACAAGAUGGCCAAGGCCAGGCAGUACCCCUGGGGUGUGGUGCAGGUUGAGAAUGAAAACCACUGUGAUUUUGUGAAACUUCGGGAGAUGCUGAUCCGCGUGAACAUGGAAGAUUUGCGAGAACAGACUCACACCCGCCAUUAUGAAUUGUAUCGGCGCUGUAAACUUGAGGAGAUGGGGUUCAAGGACACAGACCCUGACAGCAAGCCCUUCAGUCUCCAGGAGACGUACGAAGCAAAGAGAAAUGAAUUUCUGGGAGAACUUCAGAAAAAAGAAGAAGAAAUGAGGCAAAUGUUUGUUAUGAGAGUGAAGGAGAAAGAAGCUGAACUUAAAGAGGCAGAGAAAGAGCUCCAUGAGAAGUUUGACCUCCUGAAGCGGACACACCAAGAAGAGAAGAAGAAAGUGGAAGACAAGAAGAAGGAGCUGGAGGAAGAGGUGAACAAUUUCCAGAAGAAGAAGGCAGCGGCUCAGCUCCUGCAGUCCCAGGCACAGCAGUCUGGGGCCCAGCAAACCAAGAAAGACAAGGAUAAGAAAAAUAGUCCUUGGCUCUGCACGGAAUAAAUGAUACCCUCAAAUCUAAUUGGAUGUGCUUUCGCCUUUGCAUGUAAGUACAGUAGUAAGAAAACUUUGAGAUCUUUCUGACUUUUUAGAGAAACAAAUGGGAUAGGUGGAUUUUUCCUUUUCCUUUUUUGGAGGGAGGUAUAGGGAGGUAAUGGUUUGAGUAGCCUUUGCUUACAAAAAAAAAAACCCCUAAAUAUAUUUAAAUAACCACAUUUGUACCUUUUCCACAAGAAAUAUAAAUUCAGCUUUUUGAUACCGAUAAUAGAAGUCAGAAAUUAUUGUUCCCAGCUGUGUUCUACACAGCAAUGUGGACAUCACUGGAUAUUAGACAGUCCUUAGUUCUGACUAUGUAAAUAAAGCUAGAAUAAGAAACUACUACCUUCCAUUGGAGAAAAUCAAGAGGAAAAUAUUUUUUAUGCUAAGCUGCUUUUCUGACUGCUUAAUUUUUUGAUGAUCUUGGUUUAAUGGUCUUCCCCCAUGCUAACUGCUGGCAGUGAACACACCUGUUUUUUUUGUUUUUGCCAGACAGAUCUAGCUGGCCUCUCCCCAUAUCUUUUGUUCAACCAUAAUGACCACUGCUUCUGGACUUUAGCUACUCAUAACAGUUGUACGUGCAGUAAAAUGUGACAGAAAAGCAUUUUGGGAAUUUACUAGCAGUUAGAGACUAUGUUUUCCCAACCCAGGCUCCUUCGUAACUGGUCAAAGUUUCGUCCAGAAAGGACAUCUCAACCAGGGGAACAUUUAACAGCACACUGAGCACAGGUUCCUUAUUAUCUUCCUUCUCUGCUUUGGAAUCUCACCAGCAAUAACACUUAGUCUUCAUAUCUUGUGCGCUCCAAGCGAACGGACAGGGUUUCUGCACUCUCUUGCCCUAUCCAUUCGUGUGUCCCAUAUAGACUGUUGACUCUGGGUUUCAGCUGUUCUCACCCCGCGUCGUCCUGUCUCCGUGUGCUCCUUCCAAACCCUCCUUUCAGACCCCUUUGCUCUGCCAUUUGCAAGUGUGUGAAAUCGUCAAGUCUCAGCUUCCUGAAGUCUUGGUUCCAUUGACAGGACACACAUGUGAUCAGUCUUUAGCGGAAAUUAUGACCUACAACAUCUAGAUUGUAUGUAGGUAUGAAGGGAAUUUUUUAAAUAAAUUGAAAAGCUGUGAACAGCAUUAGAACUUUGUCUAUUUCUUAAUUUUAAAAUAUGCUGAUAUGCCUUAAACUGUAGUUGUAGAACAUUGUCAUUUUGCUGUUUGAAAAUAACCCAUGUGUUUCUAAAAAAAAAAGUGUUGUGUAAUCUACUUUCAGUGUUAAUGCAGAUUUGUCAUAUAUGUAAGCUGCAUGUUAGACACUCGUCUUUUUUAAAACCUAAAAUAAUUGUAUCCAUAUGAAGUAUAUCAUUUUUUCAAGUAAGAAAGUAAUCACUUAGCAAACAUGCUCAGUAAUUUGGUGUCUGUUAAGGUAGGAGAGUGGUGGACAGGUAACCUAUGCAUAUAUCACUAGUGCCAAGACAUAAAAGUGGGGGAAAAUAUAUUUUUACCCAAACAA
Messenger RNA from Hyaena hyaena (striped hyena), 2967 nucleotides. It is a transcript of the gene SEPTIN11, whose product is annotated as septin 11. Gene Ontology annotation, molecular function: GTP binding; molecular adaptor activity; GTPase activity. The transcript is spliced from 10 exons. Gene Ontology annotation, cellular component: septin ring; cell division site; microtubule cytoskeleton. Lineage: Eukaryota; Metazoa; Chordata; Mammalia; Carnivora; Hyaenidae. Gene Ontology annotation, biological process: cytoskeleton-dependent cytokinesis. The coding region runs from base 137 to 1435 and encodes 432 amino acids. The record is from RefSeq and is a predicted model, not a curated record.